Messenger RNA from Dracunculus medinensis (Guinea worm), 933 nucleotides. The record is from the annotation of a GenBank genome assembly. Lineage: Eukaryota; Metazoa; Nematoda; Chromadorea; Rhabditida; Dracunculidae.
AAAGAAAACAAUAAAGAAAUUGGCAGUUUAAAUGAUGAAAUACCAAUUGAUGAUUGUAUUAUUAUCGGUUCCUUAUCACCACGAAAGAAUUAUGUCGAUAAUUCAGCGUUAAGAAAAUAUAAUUAUAAUCAGGGUAAAGUUCGGGAACGUUUAAUAACUCUUCUGAAUGCAUCAGGCCUUCGAGUGGGUUUACCGAAAAGUGCUUCCAUGAUAUUUUCACAAUCAUUACAUGAUGUGGUAUAUGAAGCUAGUGCAUCGUUGUCAUCAUCAACUGAAAAAGUGCCACUGGAACAUGUCGGCGGUGAUAUUGAUACAGCAUCAUCACUUAAUGCCCCAGAUCCUUCACUUACAGAUUCAUUUCCUCGAGUUUUUCGCGAAUUUGAUUUCUUGGAGGCAGAACAUGAUAGUGUAUCUGAAUCAACAGAAUCAUGUUUCAACUGGUUGUCAACUAUGCGGCCACGAUCAAUAAGUAAAGUUAAUAUGGAAACUGAUGAGCAAUAUCAAGACGAUGAAUAUACCGAGAUUGCUAAUGGUCAAAAUCAGCAUUCAUCCAAUGCAUCGGAUUCCCUGGAAGCAUCAAGUGAACGAACGCCAUUACCAUCAGAAAUUCGAAGUGAAGCGUCGUUAUCAGAAGUUGAAAGUUCUUGCGAUGACGAAAUAAAUGAAGAGGAAGAAUAUGCUAUGGGUGAUGAACAUCAGAGAAUGGUAGAUACAUCCUCCAUAGCCGAAUCAGUUCAGUGCAAUCAUUCAGAAAUAUCGGAAGUACAAACAUCUCAUAAAUUACGCUUAUUUUUUGAAUGUAAUCAUCAUUCUUCAUCACAGAGCGAACAACAGUGGCUAUCAUGUUUAUCAGAGAUUGCAAAUGAUACUACAGCCGAUUUAACCUCACAUGCUACUAUCUUAUUUUCACAACUGUUUCGAGUGGGUUUUUAA